This is a messenger RNA of Gossypium raimondii (Peruvian cotton), 3270 nucleotides long. RefSeq lists its product as uncharacterized. Lineage: Eukaryota; Viridiplantae; Streptophyta; Magnoliopsida; Malvales; Malvaceae. The transcript is spliced from 6 exons. The record is from RefSeq and is a predicted model, not a curated record. Bases 969 to 3104 code for a protein of 711 amino acids.
GGUUUUUGAUGAAAUAAAAAAGAAAAUUUACAGCCAACCAAGAAUUUUUCAGCUAACUCUUGACACACAUUUCUUUUCUUUUUCUUUGGUUUGAUUUUGGGAGGCUGACAAUAAUUCAGCAACACUGUACAUAGGGAAAAGAGAAAAAGGUUAAAAUAUAUAGAUAGAUAAUAUAUUAGAAACAUAUCGGUAACAUAGGUAAAAAGAUAGAGAUAGAGAUAGAGAGAGUUUACAUGGAAAUGCAAAGAACCGCAAAGAGAGCUGAAGACAGUAGAAAAAGAAGGAAGAAGAAAAGUUUCAUUGAUUAAGAUAUGGGUUUUUUAUUCUUUUGCUCUUUCUUUGUGUUUUAGAUUGUUGGGUUUGGGUUUGAGUUUUUGAGCUGUGUUUGAUCAUCAGGAAUUUUACUGCUUCUUGUCUGUGGAAAUGCUUGGGAACAGGAUUGGUGGCCAUAAUAAGUAGAAAUUCUGGUGUUUUCCAAUUAUAUAUAUAUAUAUAUACACACACACAUAAUGUCUCUAUUCUUUCACAUUUUCUUCCAUCAUUGGCUGAUUCUUGGCACUGUGUGCAGGAUGAUAUAUUAGAGUCUGGCAAAGCAUGGGCUACCUAUUUCACUUUCCUUGCCAGGCUGCUAGGAUGGAGUUAGAUAUUGUGUUCAACCUUUCUGCUCCGAUUCUGAAUUCAGGUGCACAAUUUGGUGAAAUAGCUGCUGGAAUAGGGGUGGGUUUAGUUGAUAGUUAAUGAUACUUGUGCCAUAUACACAAAAAUGCAGUAGUUGACCUUGUUUUUUUAUCCUUUUUUUAUUUUCAUCUAUGAAUUUUAUUAGUUUUAUGAUAACAUAGGGCAACUUGAAUUCCAUUGUUGCUUUAGUAAGUCAAGCAUUCAUGUAUAUCCAUAAAGAAUAAAGUGCUCAAGAGUCGAUAACAAAGUAACUGCGAAGGUCUUUGAAUUUUGGAGACGGAUAGCUAAAAAUGGGGUUGCCUCAAGUCUCCUCUAGUGGUGUUGCCGAGGAAGUGGCUGCAUCGCUGUGCACAUUUGUGCAGACCCCACACAGGAUUGUUGGUGCGAGCAACUGUGAUUUAAUAAGGAUGCCUGGAGGAAAUCAAAUUCAGGUGGAUUUGCCUCGUUCAGCUUUUGGAGAUCUGCAAAUAAAAACCACUGGGGAGCUUCAAAAGGAACGCGAAACAUUGAAUGUGAAUAAAGAUGGUAGAUCCAACAUUUAUAAGCUGAAAAUCGGUACUGUGGAACAAAAUGGCUGGCUCACUCAUAAAAAUGGGAAGAAUAUUCAGGCACCUGUUCCUAGAAUUCUCGGUUUUGAAGCAAGGGCAUUGCAUUCUCCAGUCGAUGUGUUCAAUGGAGUCCAAACUUCCACUGUUGUUAGCAUAAACGGUAAUGUAGCUGAGUCUAAUGGCUCAGUUGCAAGGAAGCGCUUAUUGUCUCCUUUGAGUGGAAUGCUCGGCCCUGAUCAAUUUAACCAUGAUGCUCUGGAUAUCGGUGGUGGUAUCAGCCAAAGUGGUUUCAACAGCGGAACUAAAAGCUGCAGUAUUUAUGUGUCACAAGAGCAUAAAAAGGCUCAUGUUAGCAACUCUAGUUCUUUAGACCUUGCAAUCUGUUCUACAUCUUGUUUUCAGGAAUGGAAGAAUUCACUUGUUGAUAAUUCUCAAGCAAACUCAGUGGUCCUCUCUGAUGUUCCUCUAAUUAAGAAUAAGGAGCUGCAAUAUGGCAGUCAUCUUGUACCUCCUUCCGGAGGGCUAAGUUAUUUUGGAGAAACAAAUAAAAGAAGGAACCAGACACCGGCUAUCACAAUUCCUAUUAAGAAGGCAGGCUCACCUCCCUUAUCUUUGUCUCCUCUUGGUCCAAAAUCUAUUGAAAGAACAAAAUAUGCUGAAGGAUGCAAGGAUAUGGUGGAACAGUUAGAUGAUGAUUAUAUGACAUUCAAGGAGCUGGAGCAAUCUCUUAAUGGGACAGUAUCUGUUCAGACAGAAGAAGAUUUCAGAUUGUAUGGUAAAUCAUUUCAUCAUUUUGAUGAUUUGCAGAAUAAGUCUGAUCCAUGUUCUCCUGAUCUUACCUGGGAAACUGCUUUGAAAUGGGGCCAGAACUUGAAUCAUGCUCCUAAAAGCGGCAAAUUGGUUAGAAGUCUUAGUAGUGGACCAUCUGCUAGAAGGUCCUUGGUUGGUUCAUUUGAGGAGUCACUGCUGUCUGGUCGGCUGUUAUCCGGAAAAGUUAGUCAGAGAAUUGAUGGUUUCCUCGCUAUUCUCAGUAUCGCGGGUGGGAAUUUCUCUCCGCAAUCACAGAAACUUCCAUUUGCAGUAACUAGUGUUGAAGGAGAUAACUACUUGCUCUAUUAUUCAUCAAUUGAUCUUGUUAGGCAUACCUCCACAAACAAGUCUAGAGGCCCACAAAUGAAACGGAGCCUGAGCAUUGACAAUUCACAAGCUGAAAAGAGUCGCCUUCGUGUACCUAUGAAGGGGCGGAUACAAUUGGUGUUGAGCAAUCCAGAAAAGACACCUAUUCACACUUGCCUUUGUAACUACGAUCUGACCGACAUGCCUGCUGGUACGAAGACAUUUAUGCGCCAAAGGAUUACUUUGGCACCUGCUGCUGCAACUAACAUGCCAGGAAAAGAAAACCGCAAAUGCACCGAGACAAAAACGGAUCCUAAUACCGGAAUAUUACAUACUCCUAGAUAUCCUGAACGGGAUAUGAAAGAUAUAGAAAGUGACUUAGACAGUGGUUCCGGAGUUUUUAACAUCCGUAACAAAGAAAGCAGUUCAUCAGACAAUAGCAAUGUGAGUUUAAACAAACUUGUACAUAGCUCAUCAAGGGUCAAUGAGAGUAGUGUCGGUUCUGGUGUUCUUCGCUAUGCACUUCACCUCCGUUUUUUAUGCUCUUCCACCAAGAAAUGUUCAAAGGCUGUCCGAAGGUGCAAAUCCGAUCCUCUGUCUGCACCUGCAGGAAACAUGAACAUGGAAGGGGAGCGACGCUUCUACUUGUACAAUGAUAUGAGAGUGGUUUUCCCGCAGCGCCAGUCAGAUGCUGAUGAGGGUCAGCUACAUGUGGAGUACGAUUUUCCGUCGAAUCCAAAGUACUUUGACAUCAGCAGCUAAAACAUGGCCAAGCUUCACAAGUAUUGGCUGUGUUGAGAUUUCUGUACAUAUCUGUGAAUAUAGUCUGUUUCGUAUAGCCCUUAAAAGUGGCCAUUGAUUUGUACAUAAUGAAUCAAUAAUCAAACUAUUCCAUUUAUUCAUCAUCAUCAUUUUACUCUUCUCAAAA